CGUAGACUUUGUGUAGGUGUUGCGAAGGAUGUGCCAUGGUUGCGGCCUAGACGCGCCGCAUGUCGCAGAGCAGGGCUACCAAGCUUGAUCGUCACAAAGAUGAAGACCUGGUCUUGGGGCGUUACCGUUUGCUCCAUAAUGGCCUACUCGGAGAGGGUGGCUGGUGCAUGGUGCGCAGGGCUGUAGAUCUGACCGGGUGUGCUGUCGCUGUCAAAGCAUUCAAGCCUCAAGCUGAGAAGGAAGUGGGGCGAGAGGCCUUGCAGAAGCGCUUUCAAAGGGAGGUGAAGGCGUUUCAUGACAUUGGCAUUGGCCCGGGCAGCAAGGAAGGAGCACAAGAAAUUGAUCCACGCGGCUAUUUUGUGAACCUCUUGGACUUUUCCGGGUUUGACAGCAGUCCCCCUCCGUCUGUGAAUUGCCGAUGCUACACCGUUCUCGAGAUCGGCGAUCAAAGCUUAGAUGACUGGCUGCAGCGCGGCGCAGUCAGUCUCAGCGGCUUCUGCGAACUAGCCAAGGCUCUUUUCAAAGCACUGAAGUGGCUACAUGGGCUGGGAUUUAUACACAUGGACGUGAAGCCUGAGAACAUUAUGCGUUUUGGGACUCGUUGGAAGCUGAUUGACUUGGAUUGCUGCAUGUCUUGCAAUGACGAGAUGGUGACACCAGAAAACUUCACUCCUUUGUAUGCAAGCCCAGAGCUGGCCCGGGAAGUGCUGGACACACUGGAAAUGGACAAUCCUGCAACGAGAAAGCUGCGGCCGUGUCCUGCCAUGGAUAUCUGGGCCGCUGGCGUUGUGCUGCUGGACGUGCUGGCAGAGGGCUGCUGCUUUGCGGAGACCAAGGCCUCCUUCGAUGCUGCUGCUUUGUUUGAGGAAGAAGGGAUUCCAUUCGAAGGAUGGUACCGAUGGCUGGCAUCCUGCGAUCCCUUGGAUGUGGACGACCUCCUCAGUGGCACUCCUGGCGCAGUUCAUCUUCAGGAUGCAAGGCUGCGAUCGCUUCUGCACGGUGCUUUGGCCAAGGAGCCAAAGAGCAGAUUGUCAGCCGAGCGGCUGUAUGACAAGCUCCUUGAAAUCUCCACCUCGCCCGGGCGUCCUGCGGUGGAGCGAGUCUUCCGUGCAGUAGGCGAGGCAGAGCCCGAGCAGUACUCCACGGAUGCGUUGCUGGAAGUGAUGAUUCUGGUUGGAGUGGCGCCGAGGGAAGCCAACCGCAUCUUAGAGGCUUUGGAUCGCCAGCUGGGCCGCCGAACCUUGUCGUACACCGCCUUCCUCGACUUUUUGUAUCAGUGAAUUCGGGUUGAGAUGGGCACGUCGCAGGAUUCCAGAGGAAACCUCAGGACGUCCCAGACGUCGGGACCCACAUUUUGCAUGAUUGGGCAUUCGUGCUCAAGUGCAAGCUGAAAUUGUUAGACCUUGGCCGCUAGAGUUGCAAGAUAUACAAUUUGCAAUUGGACAAAAAUAACUCUGGAAUAGUUUCUGU
Messenger RNA from Effrenium voratum, 1470 nucleotides. NCBI's taxonomy places the organism in Eukaryota, Dinophyceae, Suessiales, Symbiodiniaceae. The record is from the annotation of a GenBank genome assembly.